GCGCUUGGACGCUGGCCCGGAAGUGGCGAGGGCGGGAUUAACGCUGCCCGGAGAAAUCCUCCGCCUUGCGAAGAUGCUGUUGGACCUGUCCGAGGAGCAUAAGGAGCACUUGGCGUUUUUGCCGCAAGUGGACAGCACGGUGGUCGCGGAGUUUGGGCGGAUUGCGGUGGAGUUCCUGAGGCGAGGCUCGAACCCCAAGAUCUACGAAGGCGCCGCCAGAAAACUCAAUGUGAGCAGUGACACUGUCCAACAUGGUGUGGAAGGAUUAACGUACCUCCUCACUGAAAGCUCGAAGCUUAUGAUUUCUGAACUGGAUUUCCAAGACUCUGUUUUUGUUCUGGGAUUCUCUGAAGAAUUGAACAAAUUACUGCUUCAGCUUUAUCUGGACAACCGAAAAGAGAUCAGAACUAUUCUGAGUGAAUUGGCACCAGACCUUCCAAGUUACCACAGCCUUGAAUGGCGACUAGAUGUACAGCUUGCAAGCAGAAGCCUGAGGCAACAGAUUAAACCAUCAGUGACUAUAAAGCUACACCUUAAUCAGAAUGGAGAUCACAGCACCAAAGUUCUGCAGACAGACCCAGCCACUCUGCUCCAUUUGGUUCAGCAACUGGAACAAGCAUUGGAGGAGAUGAAAACAAACCACUGUAGGAGAGUUGUGCGCAAUAUCAAGUAGUCCCAGUUUUAAGGAUUUAUUCCCUUUUAAUCACUCAUGAAUUGACGAUAUGCAGCACUUUCCAAAAUUAAUUUUUUUAUUAAUUGACAGUUAUAAACAUAUAUUUUCCAUGAAAUUUCUUUUCCUAUGACAAGAUAGUGAAGUCAUGAUCAAAAGCUAAAGUAAAGUUCCUGGUGCUAAAUGUGGUCAAUUUCUUGACAAAUUAAGAUGUAUUUUAUAGUUUAAAUGUAAGAAUUGAAUGAACUGGAAGUGAAUCUAUACUGUUCAUAUCUUUUGUGUAUAUGAAUGUCUUUUUUGGUACUUCUUUUGAUUGCUUAACUUUAUUAUCUUUGUCUUUAUUGACCAGAAUCUGAAAAUAAAAUUCACAGUGUAAUACCA
Lontra canadensis (Northern American river otter) is the source of this 1051-nucleotide messenger RNA. RefSeq names its product COMM domain containing 2 (gene COMMD2). The transcript has 5 exons. Lineage: Eukaryota; Metazoa; Chordata; Mammalia; Carnivora; Mustelidae. The record is from RefSeq and is a predicted model, not a curated record. The coding region runs from base 74 to 673 and encodes 199 amino acids.